UAUGCCGCUCUCACUCUCUCUGUUGCUCUCUCUUGUUAUCUUGCUCUCUCUUCCUCUCUCCUGCAACACCACCACAACCUGCUGAUUUCUCACUAAGCCUCUCCUGCUCCUUUCUCUCAGUCCUCCCGUCAUCAGCUGUUCCACUCUCUCCUCAUAAUUUUAUUUCCCGUCAAUCACAUGCUCACCUCCCCCUUUUUAUUCCCGUUUUUCUUUUUUUUUGCUUUUUCAACCCACCGUUUCUCUCUGUCCGUGUUUCUCCCCUGUACAGUCAUUUUGUCUUUGACAUUCAUUCAUCUCCACCACUUUCUCACCUUCCACUGAUGUGAGGAGACAUGAAGGUGAAGGACCGUGCAGACAGACUGUCUCACACUAAGCUAUGGAAUGCUCCCUGCACCCACCAUCACUAGUCUCCAAUCUUUGGACUGAGCUCCAAACGCUUAGUUAGCGGCUGUGCUUCUCCCCUCGAACUCUUUAUAACCAGGGGACGAAGAAAAGGAGCGGCCUUAUCAAGUCCUCCGCUAAAAACGCACAGAGCACUUCUUUUAGUUUUUUUUAGAAUAUUUAAGCUAGUUUUUCUCCGCUUGGAUUUUUUGUCUGGUGAAAUUACAUCAAGAUGGAUCUGGAACCGUACCUAUGGAUGGUCAUUAUUGGCUUCAUCAUUGCCUUCAUAUUGGCCUUUUCAGUCGGCGCCAAUGAUGUGGCCAAUUCUUUCGGAACAGCAGUGGGGUCCGGUGUGGUCACACUGAAGCAGGCCUGUAUCCUGGCAUCUAUCUUUGAGACGCUGGGCUCAAUGCUACUAGGGGCCAAAGUGGGUGAGACGAUCCGAAAGGGCAUCAUAGAUGUCAACCUGUACAAUGAAACGGUGCCCGUGCUCAUGGCAGGGGAGGUCAGCGCUAUGGUCGGCUCAGCAGUCUGGCAGCUAAUCGCCUCCUUCCUCAAACUGCCUGUCUCUGGGACUCACUGCAUUGUUGGUGCCACCAUCGGCUUCUCCAUGGUGGCCAUCGGCACCAGGGGAGUACAGUGGAUGCAGCUCGUCAAGAUUGUGUCAUCGUGGUUCAUCUCCCCCUUGCUCUCUGGACUCAUGUCUGGACUCCUCUUCAUGCUUAUCAGACACUUCAUCCUCAUCAAGGACGACUCUGUUCCCAACGGCUUGCGAGCGCUCCCCCUCUUCUACGCCUCCACAAUUGGGAUCAACACAUUCUCCAUCAUGUACACUGGAGCUCCAUUGCUUGGGUUAGAGAUGCUACCGGUGUGGGCCAUCUUUCUCAUUACUUUAGCUGAGUCGCUGAUCUGUGCAGGCGUGGUGUGGAUAUUCGUCUGUCCCUGGAUGAGGAGGAAAAUAGCAAGUCGUCUAAAGAAGGAGCAGGCUCUGUCCCGGAUCUCUGAUGAGAGCCUGGACAAGAUACCAGAGGAGGAGGAAGAGAGCCCCGUCUUUAAGGAGCUACCAGGGGCCAAGGGCACAGAUGAGGCUGUGUUGCCGCUCACUGGGGGCAGCAGUGAACGGGGCACCCGCGACUCCAGUGGAGAGCUCACCAACCUGGCUAAUGGAGGCACGGUCCUGCCAAAUGGCAGGGUGUAUGGCCGGACCCACUCAAUGACCAACGGCUGCCUCAAGUCACCCAUCUCCAACGGCAGCUUCAGCUUCGAUGGCCACAUGCGCAGCGAUGGCCAGGUCUACCACACUGUGCACAAGGACUCAGGUCUGUAUAAAGAUCUGCUUCACAAAAUCCACCUGGGCCGCAUGGAUGACAGCGACCGCUCGGGCUCCAACGCCGGCCCAGCUGACAACAAUUACCGCUUGCUGCGCCGCAACAACAGCUACACCUGCUACACAGCUGCUAUAUGCGGCAUGCCCGUCCAGCCGCUCAUCCGUACGGAGUCACGCGAAGACAGUGAAAAGUUGGUGGGAGAGGGAGGCGGCAGGAGCAACAGCGUGUCCUACUCCAAGAAGAGGGUACGCUACGAUAGCUACUCAUCGUACUGUAACGCUGUGGCGGAGGCUGAGAUCGAGGCAGAGGAGGGUGGGGUGGAGAUGAAGCUAGCCACAGAGCUGGAGGGGGUGGAGGAAGAGGGGGCUCCAGCUCCGGUUCCUCUGGACGACUUGGCCGAGGAGGAUAACGAGGAGAAAGAUAAGCCUGAGGUGUACCUGCUUUUCCACUUCCUGCAGAUCCUGACCGCCUGCUUCGGCUCCUUUGCCCAUGGAGGAAACGAUGUCAGUAAUGCCAUCGGGCCCCUAGUGGCACUGUGGAUGAUCUACGACCAGGGCGGUGUCAUGCAGGACGCCGCCACUCCCGUCUGGCUGCUGUUUUACGGUGGUAUAGGCAUCUGUGCCGGCCUGUGGGUGUGGGGCCGCCGCGUCAUCCAGACCAUGGGGAAAGACCUGACUCCCAUCACCCCCUCAAGUGGAUUCACUAUUGAACUGGCUUCUGCACUCACAGUCGUGUUGGCUUCCAAUAUCGGAAUCCCUGUCAGUACCACACACUGCAAGGUGGGCUCAGUCGUGGCCGUGGGUUGGAUCCGCUCCCAGAAAGCAGUGGACUGGCGGCUCUUCAGGAACAUCUUCCUGGCGUGGUUCGUCACGGUCCCCGUGGCCGGCCUGUUCAGCGCUGCCGUCAUGGCCCUAUUCGUCUACGGCAUCCUGCCCUACGUCUGAAGGGCACGUGGCUGGGAGGGAGAACAGAGGAAGAUGAGAUAGUCAGAGAGAGGGAGCGAGAGAGAGAGGAAACUUGGGUAGAAAUCGUAGCAUGAGUGUCGGGGGGGGGAUGAAGGAAAUGAAGAGAGGGGAAAGGGCAGGGGUGACGAGAGUUCAGAGGUGAACAGAUGGACUUGGUUGUACUGUGGAUGUGAGGAGGGUUGGUUCAUAUGCUGCCUGGCUCCGUAGUCCAGAGAUCUAUUUUGACUCAUUUGAGUUUCUGAUCGGUUUUUAUUUAUUCUCGUUUUGGGGUGCAUAAGAAAGUGUGUAACCAGUGUGUUCACCGUACCAUUCAAUCUGCUGUACAUAUGACAAUAAUAGGGAGAUUUCCAGUAACUCUUUACAAGAAUUAUGGUUGCUGGAGAAACAUUUUCAUCUCUUCAUUUAAAAAAAAAAUCAUGAGCUUAAAAAAAAAAGAGAAAGCACACGACUAAAAAUAAUUAUACGGUUAAUUCUUAACACCUAAACAUGCCUGCAGUUAUAUAUCAUCCUGCCUGCAAUCCCAGGUAGCAUAGUUGAUCAAGAGCUUAUUAAUAUUGUUCCAAAAUGCCAGAAAAAAAAAAACCCUGUACAUAAUGUUAUAUUGGAUUGAGUGUGAUUUGUUGUAUUGCGGCUUGCUUUAAAGUUUAAAAAAAAAAAAAAAAGCAGAAAAGAUGUGCGUGUGGUCAACCAACCCAUCCAUCAUCUCACUUUUAACAUGCUAGCCAGGUACAACUAGGGCCAAAUGGAAAGAGAGGGGUGGUGGGGACUGUCACUCUGCUUUUUUAUUUUCUACAUGAUACCAUAGAAACCUGAUUCGGUAGGAUUGAUAUUUGUCCAGAGCUCCUGUAUGUUUUUAGAGAUGGAUCUCAUAUUUUUUAAUGAUGUAUUAUACUGUAAUUUGUACUGUAAAUACUGUCCUUAAAGAGUUUGGGGGCGGGGUUGGUUUGUUUUUAAACGUCAUAAGGGCCUCUUCACCUCUUCAUGAUGUCAUAUUAUAGGGUAUGUUUCAUCCCGGUGUGCGGACACACACAUACUCUCAAUGAACAUACACACACACACACACACACACACACACACACACACACACACACACACUUGCAGGCUGCAAAUGUUGGCAGAGGUAUAUUGAUUGGAGGGAAAAAAAGUAUUUAAAUUCAAAACAAUGUACCAAACCUGUAGAUAUUCCUUCUGAUUUUAUCGUAUUAUCAGUAAAUUCAGUAGUGUUGGCAGAAAGUUCUUUAGCUAAAGGUUUCCUUCUGGAGAAAAUGUUUCGGUUUCAGACGGUGAUUGAAAGUAGGAAGGAAGUUUAUGUGCAGCAGAAGCCAAAACACUAAAACUGAGACAAAAACACUGUUAAGGUCCCAUAAAAUGUUCACAUAUCUUCAUCCGAUUGCCUUUGUUUUUCAUACAUAAAGCUCAGUUACUGGAGUCAUUUCCUCAUAUUGACCUAUACACUGUCCAUGUUCGAGUCAUUUCAGAUCUCCCAUCCCGAUCAGCAGUCAGAUUACUCGUCUUAGUCCAGGGUUUAUCUGUUUCUAUAGCCCUGACCCUCCUGUCUCAUAGCCCUCGUGACAAAUCUGAGGUACGGCUUUCAAGAUGCCUCCAGAAGUUAAAGCCUUUGUCAUGUCGUGUCAUAUCAAAAAACACUAAAACUGUUGUAUUAUAAAUCAGCCAAUUAUGCAGAGGUGGAAAGAGAGGGGAUUCAACCCCAGCCACAUGUGUAGCUCCUCAAAAUGGGCUGUUGUUUUGAAGUGUAGAAGCAUUCAGUCUAUUGAUCACCUAUGUUUCAAUCUAAGUGCUAAAGGUUAGGUAGAUAUUAUAGGGUCUAGUCGAAAGCCCAGCGGGGGUUUUGGGGCCGCUCAUGUCACGAAAAUAUCAAAAGACUUCUGUCUUCGGAUCAUUAUGUUUAAAUGAGAUGGUAUCAGCGGGGAUAGUACUGAUCAUCACCAGCUUUUUAACAGGGUCACCUGACCUGUAGAUGAACAAAGUCUAAAGCUUUUUUUAUUUGAACAAACUCGAUGCCAGGUGUUGCAAGUUCUUUUUUGUUCUUGUGGUGUGUUUCCUAAUUUCAUUUUUUUUCUUUUCUCUCUCAUGAACAAAUCUAUGCUUAAGUAGCCACUUGCCUUGUAACAUUGUGUUUUAUUUUGUGCAGAUACAGUAAAAUUAUUAAGUACUGUGGUGUUUACAUUGUAACCAUAUUGUAGAGUAUCUGAGAAAAAAAACUGUUGCCUAAUGAUGCCAAUGAAAGACAAACUAUUAACCAUGAAUUUUUAAGUGCAAGUAAAAAAAAAAAUAACCUGAAGUGUCUAGAGAGAGAAAGAGAGCAAGCGUGCGAGCGAUGACUCGUUUUUGUUGUAGUAGUCGUGCUAAUAAUGAUCCCUGUCACUUUACACUGCUACUACAAUGUGUUAACACUACAUGUAUGGGUGCAAUUCAGUAAUGAAGAGAAUGACUAGAGAAAUUUCAUCAAGACUAUAUAUUUUUCUACCAUAUCCGAGUUUUAACCUGGGCGAGCUUCCGGACACUUUCGAGGACACACUGUGGGGGUCGAUGGGAAAUUGGAAAAACGGGGACUGGUUGUUAUAAGAUCAUAGUGAUACUGAGAAAUGAUCUUAUUACAGGACGUCUCACCUUGCUGGUGCCAUGUGCCACACUUCCUCCAAAGCCCAGUGUGUUCUUCUAACAUGUAGAUUGACGUGUCGGUUGCCAAUAGAUCAGAUUUUUAAAUUUACCAUUUUUAUUUUUGAAUUUUAGAUGAAAACACUUUGUAAUUUUGUUUCCCUACUGCUUUGAUCAUGAGCUGUGAGAGCAGGACAGCAUCUUGCUAAAACCUGGACGACUGCUCACCGAAGGCGAAAUCUUGAAGCAAAAUCUCUGUAGUCGAGAAACUUAAAUCUUAAACUUGGUAACUGAUAACUGGACUAUGAGGACAUAAUGUUUCCUUGUUUUGGCAGGUAACCACUCUUGAAGCUCACACCCUUUUACUCUUUCACAGGAUGUGUGUUACACAGGGGGCUGCACAGAGCUGGUGUGUUCAAAUUCUCUUUGUACUCUUGUACAAUAAAGGUGCCUGGUGGAACUGCUUUUAAAAAGAAAUCUCAUAAUGCACAGGAAGUCUGGUUUUGUUAAGACAGAUUCCUCCCCAUUGUCUUUAAAGCGAGCUAGUGUAACAGCAACUAUAAGAUAAUAGUAAAUGUGCUAAGAAAUGAAGUAACAGAAACAGAAGAGAAGGGGCAUUAAGUAGUGUCAGUUACACAGUAAUAUCUGUCUACACAAGCUACUGGUCAUACCAGUCCAAGCUAGCAGCAAAACCUCUGAGAAUAUUGAAUCGAACAAGGGUGUGUUUUACAACUUUUGACUAAUCUUUUCAUUUGUAAAAGGAGGAUUUUGUCAUUUCUUCUUUAUAUAUUCGUUAUAUAGUCUCGCUUUAAUGGUUGCAUUGCCAUUGCUUGAAGCUAAACCCAGCCCAUGCCUCUUAAAGGAGCAAUAACUGUAAACUUAAAGGGGGCAAAAUUUCUCACUAACUUGAUGGAAAGUGUCAUUCAAACAUCGUCACACUUUGCAUUCGUUUUCUCCUCUAAAGCCCAGUUCAGACCAAACAUUCGCAGUGAGACAAGAUGAAACUUGCAACUACUUGCAAUACGUUGGUCUGCAACAUUCAGAAACCUGCCAGUCCACAACAACAAUGCAACUAUACAGACAGUGUAUCGUCUCCGUAACAACGACUUUUCAGGCUUUUUUUUUUUUUUUUUUUUUUUUUUUUUUUUUUAGCUGGAUUUAAUUUGUAGCGUCCUAAAAUGUAAAAUGAGGAUAAUGAUGGAGAGUUACUUCAGCCAGAGUUAUAAGAAUUUGGAGCCAUCCAUGGAUCCAUAGGUAGAUUUUAAGGCUUUUGUCAAACAAGUUCAUGAGGUGAUCCUCUCUUCUCUCCGUCCAAAAACGUUUGACCAGCUGACAGUUAACUGUAACUGACUCGACCUGCUAACUUUGCAAUGAGCUGAUUGGCUGUUGAAACAAGUGACAUGCCUUACGUCCUUUGACAAGCUGAGUUGCACACCGCCUUCAGCAGACUUAGAGUCGAGCUGAGACUACCAGUUCACACAGCUGCAACGUCUCGUCGUGAAUCUUUGGUCUGAGCCGGGCAAAGGGAUUUAGCUGUAUAGGGUUUUUUUCAUGUCUUCAGAAAAUAUUUUUUUUAAAAGCUGAUACCUAUUUUUGUUCAUAUUCUGAAAUAAAUAGUUUAUUUAUCCAAAUUUAUCCAAGAUUAAACAAUGAUUAAUGUGUUAAUAUGUAUCACCUACAGCUACCGUGAGUCUGUGUGGAGGGUAAAACGAUGUGGUAGCUCAUUAUUUAAAAUAUGUUCUAUAUCUUACUGUCUUACUGUAGAACAGUAGCAGAAACCCAUCUAACAGGAAAGGCAAACUGGCUGCAGCUAGUGAACGUUUGCUGCUCUUGUGUGUAGCUCAGUAAACAAUGAAGAGAGACUGAAUCAACUUUCCUUGUGUUGGAUUAUGAGAUUGAUUUGUAAAUGCCAGCCAGCACUCUUCAAAUCUCUGGUUCAUGUUGGAUCACCGAGCUCUGCAGGCAACACCCCCACCCACCCCCCCCUUUGUAACUCACACUGUCAUUCUUUGUUUUUUCAUGCAUUUUCAGUCCUGAUAGGCCAAAAGGGAUGCACUGCUCAUGAUGGGGAGGGAAAGUGAAAAUUGUUCCUCCGGUGGCAGCGUUAUAAAUAUAAUUUAUUAGACCGUAAUGGCUCAAAUUGAAUAAAAACCAUAACCCAAACUGUUUGGCAUAACUUAACAUAAGAAAACUGUGUGUUUAUGUUGGACACAAGAAGAAGCUUAUUGACAAAAUGGGUUUUCAGGGCCUUUAAUUGACCUUGUCGAGUCAAAGUAUCUUAUCAAUUAUAGAUAAUUGACUUUAGUUCAUAUUGUAUCCUGAAAGCCAAUAAUUAUAAUAACUGCAAAUUAAGAUUUGCAUCAUCUUUAAAAAAAAAAAAAAAAAAAAAAAGUGUUAGGUAUGAACGCAGCCACUAGAUGGCGGAGUCUGCCACUUCCCCUCCCCAUAGAGAGGGACAGCAUUUUAGACCAGUGUGUUUCAACUGAUCAGUAUAAAUUAACGAAUGGUGUCAUUGCCAUUGAGGGAGUUACUGUGCUUCUACUGCAUUCUAACUGUUUUGUAACCUUUAAUGUAGAGAAAUAACAACGUGCCAUUUCUUUCUCCCUGAAUGUGCAAUACGAGCUGUUUCUUGUGAAGGUGCAACUACAUUGCUGUCACUCUGUGGUUGUGUAGCUCCACCUGCCCUGGUGGAAUAGCGACCUCUCCUGUUUGUAUGGAACUAGUACCACCUCACAGAGGUGGAGGGGCAUCGGUUCGGACCUUCAUCUGGAUGUGGCGUGCUGUCUCUAGUUUUCCGGUCUGUUUUGUAAUAGAAUGUGCUCCUUGGCUGGCCUGCAGGCUUUACAGCUCUGUGUUGUCUUUUUACUGUUUACUGCUAUUUAACUGUCCGGUCCUUCAAAAGUUAAAAAAUAAAUGAAUAAAAAAUCUAAAGAAACUGUAGCCUGCUUCUACGAAAUCUUAAAGCUCUUCUGAUUUGCAUAUAUCGUACUGUAAUGUUUUAUUUAAGAUUUUCGUGAAAAAAAUGUCUGCAUUUAAACUAAAUUAUGGGAAUUAAAAUUACAAAGAAUACCUAAA
Dicentrarchus labrax (European seabass) is the source of this 8368-nucleotide messenger RNA. It is a transcript of the gene slc20a2, whose product is annotated as solute carrier family 20 member 2. The transcript has 11 exons. The record is from RefSeq and is a predicted model, not a curated record. Lineage: Eukaryota; Metazoa; Chordata; Actinopteri; Moronidae. Gene Ontology annotation, molecular function: phosphate transmembrane transporter activity. Gene Ontology annotation, cellular component: membrane. Gene Ontology annotation, biological process: phosphate ion transmembrane transport. The coding region runs from base 614 to 2653 and encodes 679 amino acids.